Cryptomeria japonica (Japanese cedar) is the source of this 3507-nucleotide messenger RNA. Its product is annotated as protein ROOT HAIR DEFECTIVE 3. The record is from RefSeq and is a predicted model, not a curated record. NCBI's taxonomy places the organism in Eukaryota, Viridiplantae, Streptophyta, Pinopsida, Cupressales, Cupressaceae. Gene Ontology annotation, molecular function: GTPase activity; GTP binding. Gene Ontology annotation, biological process: endoplasmic reticulum membrane fusion. The coding region runs from base 391 to 2874 and encodes 827 amino acids. Gene Ontology annotation, cellular component: endoplasmic reticulum. The transcript has 26 exons.
UAAAAACAUAUUCAACUACUAAAAUGAAAAGGAUGCCACGUCGAUUGUUGAAGAGGAGCUGAAUAAACUUUCUUGAGCCGCCAUGAUUCUUUUUUGAAAAGAAAAAUGUACAUUCUAGAAAUUCUGCACCAUCUGUUUCCUGGACCAGAGGAGCCUAAUUUUUUGUUUGUGCGCCACCUGAGGACUUGCGGCGUGAUUUCUAGGGUUCCAAAUCUUAUUUUUGUUCCAGGCCGUGGUUAAUCGGUACAGUUCAUCGCGCGAUUGCUAUUUUUCACACAUACCAAGGUAGCAGAGAAGCCUCAUUUUUUGCCGGUGCGGCUCUCGAGGACUUGUGGCGUGAUUUCAAAGGUUCCAAAGCUUAUUUUUAUUUCAGACUGUGUUUAAUCGGAUAUGUCUGGGGAAGCGGGCUGUUCUAUCCAGCUUAUUGAUGGAAAAGGGCAAUUUAAUGACGCUGCCCUAAAUAAUUUAGUGAAGGCUGUGAAGCUAGCAGAACGUGGCCUUUCAUAUGCUGUUGUCUCUAUCAUGGGUCCUCAGAGCAGUGGAAAAAGUACUCUUCUGAAUCAUCUUUUCCAUACAAAUUUCAGGGAGAUGGAUGCUUUCAUGGGCAGGUCUCAAACAACUCAAGGUAUUUGGCUUUCACAGGCUGUUGGCAUUGAGCCUUGUACUCUAGUUAUGGACUUGGAGGGUACUGAUGGGAGAGAAAGAGGAGAGGAUGAUACGACAUUUGAGAAGCAGAGUUCACUUUUUGCUUUAGCAGUUUCAGACAUUGUGCUGAUAAAUAUGUGGUGUCAUGACAUUGGCCGUGAACAAGCAGCAAACAAGCCAUUAUUAAAAACAGUGUUCCAGGUCAUGAUGCGUUUGUUUAGUCCGCGAAGGACAACAUUACUUUUUGUCAUUCGGGAUAAGACGAAGACACCUUUAGAAGUUCUGGAGCCCAUUCUUCGAGAAGAUAUUCAGAAGAUUUGGAAUUCUGUCCCAAAACCACCAAAACACAGAGAGACACCACUUAGUGAGUUUUUCAAUGUUGAAGUUACAGCUUUGUCAAGUUAUGAAGAGAAAGAAGAACUUUUCAAAGAGCAGGUUGCAUUCCUCAGAGAACGCUUUUUCAACUCCAUUACACCUGGUGGACUUGCUGGUGACAGAAGAGCAGUUGUCCCUGCAUCUGGUUUUCCAUUCAGCAUACAGCAAAUUUGGAAAAUUAUCAAAGAAAAUAGGGACCUUGACUUGCCUGCUCAUAAGGUGAUGGUUGCAACUGUUCGAUGUGAAGAGAUUGCAAAAGAAAAAGUUGAUCAGUUGUCCAUUGAUGAGGGUUGGCGAGAGCUGGAGGAAUUAGUACAGUCUAGACCUGUUAAAGGGUUUGGGAGAAAAUUGAGCACUAUAUUGGACAAAUAUUUGUCAAGUUACGAUGCAGAAGUGCUUUAUUUUGAUGAGAGCGUAAGAACAGAAAAACGCCAGCAGUUGGUGACUAAGUCAUUAGAUCUUGUAUACCCUGCCUAUCAGGCCAUGUUAGGGCAUCUUCGUUCUGAUGCUUUCAAUAGAUUCAAAAAUGAACUUGAAGAGGGUGUACAAAAUGGUGAAGGCUUUGCAGCUGUUGUUCAGUGCUGUACAAAACGUUGUCUGGGACAGUUUGAUCAAGAAUGUGCAGAUGCAAAAGUUCAACAAGCAAAUUGGGAUUCCUCAAAAACUCGAUACAAACUCCAGCGUGAUAUUGAUUCUCAUGCAGCAUCUGUGCAAGCUGCUAAGUUGUCUGAGAUUAAAAAACAGUUCGAGAUGCGGCUUAAUGAAGACCUUGCUGAACCAGUGGCCUCUCUUCUCGAGGCUGCAGCACCGAACACUUGGCCAGAAAUAAGGAAACUUCUACAGAUUGUUACCGAAAGAGCAGCAUCAGAUUUUACAUCCGUGAUUGCUGGAUUUGAGAUUGAUGAUGUGACCUCUAGUAAGAUGGUUAAAGAUUUAAAAGAUUACGGAAGAAGCGUGGUGGAGAAGAAGGCCAGAGAAGAAGCUGGACAAGUUCUCAUUCUCAUGAAGGAGAGGUUUUCAUCUGUCUUCAGUCAUGAUGCUGAUUCGAUGCCAAGGGUCUGGACUGGGAAGGAAGAUAUUAGAGCUAUUACAAAAGAUGCUCGUUCUGCGUCUUUGAAGCUGCUUGCUGUUAUGGCAGCCAUACGAUUGGACGAGGAACCAGAUAUGAUUGAGGCAACUCUGUCUUCUACACUAACAGAAAGUGCUGAUGCAGUUGGUUCCAUUUUGGAGAGAAGCGUAUCUACUCCAAUGAAUGCACUUGCAUCAAGCACUUGGGAAGGGGUUCCACCUUCAAAUAUUUUGAUUACACCAGUUCAAUGCAAAUCACUCUGGAGACAAUUUAAAUCAGAUACAGAGUACACUGUUAGUCAAGCAUUGGCUGCUCAGGAAGCAAAGAAGAAGAGUUCUUCCUGGUUGCCGCCACCAUGGGCAAUUCUUGCUAUUUUUGUUUUGGGAUUUAAUGAGUUUAUGCUUCUCUUGAGGAAUCCACUCUAUAUUGGGGUGCUUUUUGUUCUUUACUUGUUAGGCAGAGCUUUGUGGGUGCAACUGGACAUUCCUGGAGAGUUCAAUCAUGGAAUUCUGCCUGGAAUUUUGUCACUAUCAACAAAAUUUCUUCCAACUGUCAUGAAUCUCUUGAGGAAACUGGCAGAUGAGGGUCACAAUCAUGAUGGUUCUAGACAAUCAAGCAAUAAUCCUGAUAAUUCAGAAAGCUCUGGAAAUGGCAAUUUGAAUCCGGUGCUCUCAAGAAAGUCUACAUUAGUUUCUUCACAUGCUAGUUCUUCUGAUGGUGGUCUUGAGUACUCAAGUUCUAUAAGGCGUAGAUCAAAUGAUGGUGUUGCAAUGCCUAUUUCUUGAUUCAUAGUUCUUUACACUGUACAGGACAUCACCCUGGGUUGAUUUGUCUCUUAGAGGCUUGUUUGCUAGAGUGUGGAAAUAUCUGCUUUGCACUCUGGUUUCUCUUAUGUUGUAGAGGAGGCAAAGCACAUGCAUUACCUAUACUCACAGUUAAACGAUAUCAUGGAUUGUCCUUUAAAGUUGUAAAUAUCCUUCUAUAAAUCACUGGAAAAAUUUAUUUGAAGGAAGAAAUGAAUAGAGCUCAGUUAUCAUUCCUAGAUUUUCACCCUUCAUUGUUGAGAUUGGUGAGUUUUGUAAUGAACAUGGGCAUAUAUCUGCAGAUGAUCUCACCUUGCGUCUCUUGGGCCUUUUUGGUUUGAGAUGACUUUUAUUUUACCAUUUAGAACAAUGUAAUUGCCCUUUUUCAGAGUGCUUGCAGAAGUAAAGUUCUAUUUGCAUUAGAGAAAGUUUUCCUUAGGGAUAUGAAUUGGAUAGACCUCAUGCCAAUGAGAUGAUUUAUGUUGUAAGGACAUCCAGAUUGAACUGAAGAGAGGAUGUUCAAGUGUCUAAUUUGAGUCAACUGGCCAUUUUUUUCCAAAAAAUUGAAAAUGUAUAAUAAUUAUUAAUUAGUCUCACUUUCAGUAAAUUGAAUCA